UUUGUUGUGUGGUAACAUUACCUGCUUAUGGUAACAUUACUAUAGCAGUUUGCUAUGAGAGAGGUUAUGAAGUGUCCUAAGUAAAGGCAGUAAUAAAAGCGUCUGUAAAUCAGACGUUAAGUCUAAGAUUUGCGCACUGUUUCAACAAUAAGCUUGGAUGGAGGCUGCCUUCUGAUAUGAUGUUAUUCAAACCUUAUGAUUCCUGUUUACAGAUUCUAGAGUUUUAUUAUCUAAGCAACAAUCAAAGGCAAUCAUUCUGCGAAGUCCGUACUAAUGAUACAAACAUUGCUGUCGACCUCAAGUUUCUCGAGUGCAGUUCCCAUGGAGAUAAAUGCAUAUGGGAGUGUGAAUUGGAACCGGAAGACAUGCAGAUACAGCCUUUGAAAGAAGACAUGCAGAUACAGCCUUUGAAAGACAUGCAGAUACAGCCUUUGAAAGAAAAGCAUUUUAUGGAUAAGUAUAAAUCUGAAAUAAUCCAGCGUCUCACAAAUCCAGAACCUAUUUUGGACCAUCUCCUUUCAAAACUGUACAUCACUGAUGAAGAGUACGACCGCAUCCGCUCCCGUGAUGAAUACCAAGAAAAAAACAGAGAGCUGUACAAGGUGUGUCGGAGCUGGAGCAGUAAAGGGAAAGAUGAAUUCUACAUGAUACUGAGAAAAAAAAAUCCUCAUUUUGUCAGAUCUCUGGAAGAAGAAUAAACUGGAAGUUACAUAAACACUGGACAGUUCAAUGCAUCAACUACAAAUGUGCAAAGUGGGUCAACACUUUGUAACACUGGGGUCCUACAGAGAACCAAACUGGAUGCUUAUAGACUGCUAUUGAACAACUUUGUACAACUAAUAAAGUUUGUAUUCUUUGGUCAUUUGUACAGACUCUCUAAAAAAGCAUUUUAAUAAAGUAACUCAUAGAUUUACCUUGAUGAUAUUUUAAGGUUUUUUUUAAGAACGCUGUGCUCUUACUGUUGACUGUUUUAGUUAGGUUUGCCAGCUGUUUAUAAAGGACUGCCUCUCUAAAAUGUUUUUAAAUUUUCCCAUUGAAUUUAAGCUAAA
This is a messenger RNA of Protopterus annectens (West African lungfish), 1049 nucleotides long. RefSeq names its product NACHT, LRR and PYD domains-containing protein 1b allele 2-like. Gene Ontology annotation, biological process: regulation of apoptotic process. The transcript has 5 exons. Lineage: Eukaryota; Metazoa; Chordata; Ceratodontiformes; Protopteridae. The coding region runs from base 177 to 698 and encodes 173 amino acids. The record is from RefSeq and is a predicted model, not a curated record.